Molecule: messenger RNA, 1584 nt
Organism: Aspergillus tanneri
Lineage: Eukaryota; Fungi; Ascomycota; Eurotiomycetes; Eurotiales; Aspergillaceae
Exons: 2
Coding region: 1-1584 (527 amino acids)
Biological process (GO): amino acid transmembrane transport
Cellular component (GO): membrane
Molecular function (GO): amino acid transmembrane transporter activity
Source: RefSeq, a predicted model, not a curated record
AUGUCCGAAUUAAAACCCCAACCCCUCCAGCAGAACAACGUGGGCACACUGCAGCGUCGACUCAAGUCGCGCCAUGUGCAGUUCCUGGCAUUAUCUGGUGCUAUUGGCACCGGACUGUUUGUCGGAAUGGGCCAGGUUCUUUCGCUGGCUGGUCCCCUGUCCGCUGUGCUGGCGUAUGCCAUCACCGGCGUCAACCUCUACGCUGUCAUCAACAGCAUGGGCGAGAUGGCUACCUGGCUGCCCCUGCCCGGUGCCGUUCCCGUCUACGCAGCGCGGUUUGUCGACGAGGCGCUGGGGUUUACUCUGGGCUGGAAUUAUUGGUAUCAGUUCGCCAUUGGCGUGCCCAUUGAGAUCAGUGCCGCUGCCUUGGUGCUCGACUACUGGCCCAACGGCGUCUCGUCUGCCGUGUGGAUCACUAUCCUGUAUAUGACCAUCUUCCUGUUCAACUGUCUGCCUGUGCGUGUCUACGGCGAGCUGGAAUUUUUUCUGGGCUCUAUUAAGCUGCUGACCAUCGUGGGGCUGAUGAUCUUGAUGUUUAUUAUUACCCUGGGCGGGGGCCCAAACCACGACCGUAUUGGCUUCCGAUACUGGAAGAACCCCGGUCCCAUGCUAGAAUACCUGGAAACAGGGGCCUUAGGACGCUUCCUGGCCUUUUGGAAGGUGUUUAUCCAGGCGACCUUCAGCUACGGGGGGAGCGAAAUGGUCGUCGUGGCCGCCGGCGAGACGGAGAACCCGCGACGCAACAUCCCCAAGGCAGUGCGGCGUAUCUUCUGGCGCAUCGCCGUCUUCUAUGUGGGCAGUGUCUUCCUCGUCGGUUUGUGCGUCUCUCCGCAUGAUCCUCGCCUACUGAACGCAAUCAAGCACGGCGCCCAGGGGGCGGCGGCCAGUCCCUUCGUCAUAGCCAUCGCCCACAGCGGCAUCCGCGUGCUGCCCUCCAUCAUCAACGCCGUGAUCUUCUCCUCGGCGCUCUCAGCGGGCAACUCGUUCUUCUACGCCUCGACGCGCAUCUUGUACGCCACCUCACUCGACGGCAAGGCGCCACGUGUGCUGCAGUUCGAGCGGUUCGGUGUGCCGUACGCCUGUGUUGGGGUGACAGCGGCGCUGAGUCUGCUGGUCUAUCUUAACGUGUCCGCCAGCGCUGCCGAAGUUUUCUUCUGGAUUAGCAAUCUUAGCUCCGUCAGCACAUUAAUCGUCUGGGCCUCUGUCGCUCUGACCUACACACGGUUCCAUCGUGGGCUACGCUAUCACGGCAUCCCCCGAACGGGCCUGCCCUUCCGCAGCCCUUUCCAGCCGUAUAUGGCGUACUUUGCCAUCGUCUUCUCAUGUACCGUCGCCCUGUUUAACGGGUUCGACGCUUUCUUCCCCGGCCGAUUUAGUGCCAAGUCGUUCGUGCCGCCCUAUGUCGACAUUCCCAUCUUCGCUGCCUUGUUCCUGGGAUAUAAGCUGGUGAAGCGCACGCGGUUCGUGCGCCUGCAUGAAAUGGAUCUGUGGUCUGGCAAGGACGAGGCUGACCGCCUGGAGUCGCUGUGGGAGGAACCAAAACCGCGUAAUCUCCUAGAGAGGAUAUGGUUCUGGAUUGCUUAA